Molecule: messenger RNA, 2215 nt
Organism: Vitis vinifera (wine grape)
Lineage: Eukaryota; Viridiplantae; Streptophyta; Magnoliopsida; Vitales; Vitaceae
Exons: 7
Coding region: 296-1912 (538 amino acids)
Biological process (GO): chromatin remodeling
Molecular function (GO): zinc ion binding
Source: RefSeq, a predicted model, not a curated record
GGAGAGGGAGAGGGAGAGGGAAGGGGGAGAGAGAGAGAGAGAGAGAGAGAGAGGGUGGUUGUUAGGGAGAUUACAAUGCAAAGCGUUCUCACUGUGAUUUAGGGUUUUGGAAGGAUUCAAAUCUUUAUGGCACUCCGCAAUCAGGAAGCUUCAGGUUAUUGAUAGACGUGGGAUUUUUUAGACUGGUUUUUUUUUUUCACUUUGAACUCCAUAUAACAUAAAAGGGAGUUUAAUCAGUGGAUCCAUUUGGGAAAGCAACAUAUUCUAGAUAUUACUGAAGGCAAUUCAGGUGAAAAUGUUGAUACAGAGUUCUCUUCCUAGUUCAAUUGAAGCUCCUCUAUCUUUUUUAUCUGAGCAUGGGAAACAGGAUUUUUUAUGUGAUUGGAUGCCUGCUGCUGAAACUUGGCAGAUGUAUUCAAAAUGUGAUAAACAUCCUCAGGGUGGAUGCAGAAAAGCUGUUCCAAUUACAGAGGGAAGAAAGAAUGAUGAUGAUUCCUGCUCCUUAAAUUUUCCACAAAGUUGUUCCCAGUUAUCAACUAUCAGUGUCAUGUCUGAAGGUUCUGUACCUAAUUUUGUAUAUCAGCGAAGGAAGCUCCGAAGGAAGCACGCCACCAUUUUUUCAGCCCAGGCAUCAGCAGACACAAAGGCAAGUGCUGGUUGCCUUUCUGCUGUCAGUUCUGAAGCCCCUUCAGUGGCAGCCAAGGAUGAAAAUGGAGUUCCUCAAGUUGGGCUCGAAACUGAAACUGUUAGAGAUCUUGUUAUACUUCCAGUUGAAUGUAAUAGAGAGCCCAAGGCACAAUCUAUUGAUAGAUGUUCUGUUAGGGAAGAGCAUGGUUCUGAUGAUGCACCUAAAAAUAGCAUGAGCAAAGUUAACGAGUUCUACAGUGCAAAUGAUAGUUGCUCAUCAUCGAAAUCAAAUAUGGAACUUGGUUCAGCUUCCAUGAAGAAUGACGUGGAUGACACUGCUGAGUGCUCCUCUUCUAGUGUAUUGGGUAUGGCAACCAUGGGAGAAGAUAUAUCAGAAAAGGACCUAUGUAUAUCUGUCCUUAGAAGCGAGGGGCUUCUUAGAGGAUGUUUGCCUAGCAGGAGUUGUCCUACUGAUGGUGUUAGUUAUGGUAGUGAUAGCAGGGGUUCCCGGACAUGCAAAGUCUGUGGCAAAUCAGAAAUUUCACUGAAAAUUCUAAUUUGUGAUCAUUGUGAAGAGGCAUUUCACAUGUUUUGUUGUAACCCUUCUAUAAAGAAGAUACCAGUUGAUGAGUGGUUUUGUCACUCUUGUUUGAAAAAGACUCGUAAAAUGUUAAAGGAGACAACUAUCAGAAGAUCUCUGAAUAUUAAUGGUGAAACGAGCAGAAGUAGAAAUACAACAUGCAAAGGUGAAUUAGGUCCUAUAGCAUUCAUGUUGAAGGAUACUGGGCCAUAUACAACCGGAGUUCGAAUUGGGAAAGGAUUUCAAGCUGAAGUUGCUGACUGGUCAAGUCCAACUGCUAGUGAUGUUGAUUUUCUUGGUGAACCAUUGGACAUGGAUCCUUCAGGGUGCGUUAAUUUGCAUGGACAGAAUGCUAACCAGCCUUCAAGACUAAGCUCUAUAGGUAAUUGGCUUCAAUGUCGAGAGGUCAUAGAUGGCUUAGGAGAAGGUGUCAAUGGAAUCAUCUGUGGGAAGUGGCGCAGGGCACCUCUUUUUGAAGUUCAAACUGAUGACUGGAGUUGUUUCUGUUGUGUACGUUGGGAUCCAGCUCAUUCUGAUUGUGCUGUACCUCAGGAGCUGGAAACAGAUGAAGUUCUAAGGCAAUUGAAGUAUAUGGAGAUGCUGAGGCCUCGAUUGGUUGCUAAACGGAGAAAAAAAUUAGGUCGCACUAAGAGUGGAGGUUCACAAAACCAUAAAGAAGAUGAAAGAAAUACACAAACUCGAUAGUAUGGUGAGGGGGGCAGAUAAUUUUGUUAACUGCCCACACAAUUUUCUCUCAUGUAUGCAUUAAGUCAUACAAGUCAAAGGGUUGAAUUUAUUGAGUUGGACAUCCUCCAUUACAGUUGAGUGGUAUUUACAGAUGGGUGGAUCAUCAAAUCCUUUUUAUUUGUUGAAAUCAUUCAGCCCUAGUAUCUAAGCUUGUUUGGGCUCUGUAUAUCCGGUUUUAUAUUGGGUAAUUUUGAGUUUGAUUUCCUGCAACUUCUUUUAUCCUUGCUGUUGAUUAAUAAGUAAUUAGCAUUUGCUUUGAAA